AUGAUAUUGGUGUCUAUGGCUUCCCCGAUCAACCCAUUCGUAUCAUCGCCAGAUUCAAAUCAUUUCAUCAAUGAGAUUGAUGAAGUUCGGGACUGGCUACGCAGCCCUUCGAGGAGGAUUCUGUAUAUCCAUGGAGUGGAUACUCUUGAAGCCAGUGAACAGCUCUUCUUUUCUAUCCAACAAUAUGCGAAUGCAAAUCUCAAGCAGCAUCAUCUUAUCCUCUAUUUUUCCUUUGACCGCCAUGAUAAUCGACGAAAUACUUUGAGUCAUAUGCUUUCAACCUUCAUAUCUCAAGUGAUCUGCCAUCGCUCAAAAGACCUGGAGCCCCGGAUAAGCUUGAUGUUCGAAGAAUUGAACCAGGAACGAUACUGGACUGAGACGGAUCUAUGCAUUUGGUUCCGCAAACUCCAGUAUUACAGUUCCAUUGUUGAAAUUUCAAUCGUGCUGAGUAAUUUCCACGAUUGCUCUCCCUCUUCACAGGCUUCUAUAUUAGGUCUGCUCUCCAAAAUGACGUAUGGAAACGACUUGCGCUGUCUUAUUGCAAUCGCCAGCUCACAGCCUCGAAUAAAAGACCAUGAUCCACGCCAUUUGGAGUGGAUUGACCUGGAAUUGAAGAUACCGCAGCCCGGACACGAUGCAUUUGUUACUUCAGAAAUCACGACAUUGCUUCGCUCGCACCCCGAAAUGUCAACGCAGAGAGCAGAACUGAAGGAUUGUCUGGAGAAAAUUGCAGAUAGUGAUUCCAUCAGUGGCAAAAUAAUCCGUGAACAGUGGAGGGCGCAAAGAAAUUUGCCUGUGGGGAAAUUCCAUGAAGAUACAUCUAAUCUCAACGGCUUUCAGGAAUGCAAUCGUCUGGCACACACAUUGGACCAACUGUUACGCAACUUCCCAGAUCAUGAGAAGGCUCGCACGUUGCUGGUUUGGAUCGUCUUUGCUGUCCGACCUUUAACGGUAUGGGAGCUUGCCAUUGCCAUUGCCAUCGACCUUGAGGUUGACCGCAAGUCUACCAAAGUCGUUGAGCUACAGUCAAGCGAUGUAAAUGGGCUUGUCAUUCAGCUGGAGACAUGGUUUGCAGGAAUUGUGCAGAUUCGGCAUAAUGAGGUGAGGGUUGCUAAUGAGCAGAUCGUUUCUGUUUUAAUGGGUUCCGGUAACGGGCCAACCGGGCCGUAUUUUUGGAACGGUAUACGUGAUAUCGCACAUCUCCGAAUCUCACGAGCAUGUCUUCAAUACCUCCAAGACCCAAACAUUUAUACCGUUUCCGACCAGUUCCAAGGUCUCCUAGCUUGCGAGGAUAUAAAGCCAUCCGUAACCCUCCGGCGCUACAAUCUUGUGUCGUACGCUACGCUGCAUUGGGCGACCCAUUAUCUCAAACACCCCAUCCCGGGAGAUCUAUUGACAGAUGUUGAAGCUUUCCUUGAAUCAGAUCUCUGUCCUCGUUGGGCGAGGACCUUUUGGUCCCUCUCAAAUCCCGUCACAAGGCCAAAUAAGCCAUUUGAAACAGGGAGCCCGAUCCUCGCCAGCCUACCUAUAUCCCACAACCACAUAGACCUUGUGAACACGGCCAAGGAUGAAACACUUAUCGAGGCAUCACGAAACCCCGACUCAUCUCUAGCCCUCGAACUACUCGAGAGGCAUGAAUGGUCGCAAUCUACUCUUCUUCAAGCACUCAUCGGAGCGUCUGCAUCCGUCAAUGAAGACCUCGCGGUUCAAAUUUUUGAUCUCAUGCAAAGAAAACAACUGGGUGGCCGGACCCAAUGGCCGUUAAUGCUUUUAAGACGCGCCUCACGGCUUAACUUCGUUAAACUCACUGGCAGGCUUGUCAAAGCAGGAGGCCAUGAACAGGCCGUGCUUACCGAGGACUCUUGUGAUCUACCCCCUCCUUUAUUUCAAGCGGCUGUAAAUAAUUCUGUCGAUUGCUUGAUUUUGCUUCAGGAAAGUGGAGUUGAUUUCGAGCAGUGGACGCGUUUCUCCCGCACAGUAUUACACAGUACCGUCGAGUUUGGUUGCACAGAAGCAGCUAAGGCUCUGCUUGAAAUGUAUCCUCACAUGCUCGAACUGGAGGAUGAAAAUGGUUGCACAGCACUAGACCUAGCAGCCGACUGGGGUCAGUAUGACAUGGUUGAAUGCCUGUUGGAACUUGGUGCAGAUCCAAAUAUGAGGUCAAGGGAUCAGUCCACCAAAGUUGAUGGUUUGAACAGGCUGCCAUUACCGUCAGCAGCAAAGGAAGGCCAUAUUGAAUGUGUACGCUCUCUGCUACACCAUGGCGCUGAUCCCAAUAUUGUGGGACCCGAUGGGGGUGAUACACCUCUGCUAUACGCAGUGGUGCACGGCCACACGACAAUCUGCCGCAUGCUCCUCCAGGAUAAGGCAGACCCCAAUAACAGUCUUCACAAAUCGUCUAUCCUUGUGGCCCUCUUAACCACGGAUGACCUUCCUCCGUUAACAGUCGAAGGCAUUUUUGGGUUGUUGCUUGAAUUUGGGGCUGAUAUAAACUGCAUUGAUGACUCUCAUCUGACCCCUUUGGUCCAUGCAAUAAAAUCAUGUCGUCAGUCACUGGUUGAGCAGUUACUAGAAAAGGGUGCCGAUCUCAACAUGCGCUGCGGGGAGAGCUGUGCUUUAAUAUUCGCGCUCGGCGAAGCCAACGGCCUAGAUGUGAUGAAGGCUCUGGUAGACAAGGACGCAGAUUUAGAGAAUGUAAAUCCCCAGGGAAUCAGUCCGCUGGGAUUUGCAGCUGCAAGAGGCAAUACUGCAGCGGUCGAAUUCCUCAUCGAUAGAAAAGCCGCACUCGAAUCUGAAUGUCACGAACCAGGUUAUUACCAAGGUUGGACAGCGGUAUGCUUCGCCGCGCGCUUUGGCAAACCAGAGAUUAUAAGAUUGCUUGCCAAUGCGGGGGCUGACUUGAGACACCGAAACAUUGAUGGCGCAUGUCCUCUCCACCUAGCAACCAUUUCCGACUCGCUCCAUGCCCUGUUAGAGUAUCGAGCGAGGAUCGAUAUCGAUGAAACGAACGAUUCCGGCGCAACACCAUUAAUGGUGGCUAUUCAGGAUGAUGGCUCGGUUGAAAACAUCAGGCUUUUAAUCAAUGCUGGCGUGAAUGUGAAUAUUCACGAUAGCUCAGGUAGAACGGCACUGAUGAAAGGCGUCAUUCGUAACAAUCGUGAAAUCAUAUCGCUUCUUCUUAAACACACGGAUAUAGAAAUCAAUCUCACCUCGUCAGCUUACGGGUCAGCUUUGCAUCAGGCAUGCCGUGAUGGAAAUUUGGAGAUCAUGAAAUUGCUGGUUGAAAGUGGUGCCAAUGUGAAUGCCACUGUCUUUGGAUACCGAGGAACGCCAUUGCAAUCGGCCUGUCAAGCUGGUGAUUGGGAUGACCCUGGAACUGCCCAACUUCGCCUUGAGUAUUUGCUGUCUAAGGGGGCAAACCCUACUGCUGCAGGAGGCCAGUUCGGUACAUUGAUGAGCACUGCGGCAGCGUUUACACCACCAUCCAUUGUCCGCUUUCUGUUGAAUAAAGGUGCUCCAAUUGAGGCUCAUAAUCAGCAGGGCUGUAUGCCCAUACACUUUGCUGCUACUCAUGGUAUUGAUAACCUGCUUGUAUUGAUGGACGCCGGUGCCAAUAUUGAAGCUCGGGACAAAAUGGGCCGAACGCCAUUGCAUUGGGCAGCGCAAAAUGGUCGUCUGAGAGUAGUUGACUAUAUACUGAAAACCAGUGACCCCUCGGCGGUUCAAGAGAUGGACAUUGAUGGAUGGACACCUCUUCAUUGGGCAGCGCGCGGCAGUAAUGGUAGCUUCUUUCCUGCAUUUGCCGGCGAGGAAAUUGACCAUCAGGGUGUUAUAAAGUCACUCCUGGAUUUUGGUGCGGAUGUUGACAAGACUGUCCUUAUAGAGGAAGAAGCUUGGCCUCCCCUCAGACUUGCAUGUUACAGUGGAGCGUCUGUGGAAACGGCUAAAGCACUCAUGCCUUCUAAUCGCAACCGGGUGACGGAGAAUGAGGUUAAGACCGGGGGGGACCUCAAUUGGACUUGCGAUUCAUGCUAUUGGGUGAUUCGUGGGCCUGCCUUCUUUUGUCAAACAUGUGUUGACAAUAGUUUAUGUCCCAAGUGCUACAUGAGAAGGAAUAUCGCACAUGCCCCUUAUGCUGACCAUGAAUUCAUCCAGAAGGGAGAGGAGUUUGCUCCCGAGGAUGAAUGGCAGCCUUUACUCCAGGGCCUGAACGCUAAAAAUGAAACAGAGUCUGAGCUAGCAUUCUCCGACUCCAGCUCCGACUCUGAGUUCAGCUCCAGCUCCGAUAGGGGCCUCCGGCGAGGCCGACGCCGUAGAGCGGGAAUCUGA
Penicillium vulpinum is the source of this 4329-nucleotide messenger RNA. RefSeq lists its product as uncharacterized. The transcript is spliced from 2 exons. The record is from RefSeq and is a predicted model, not a curated record. Gene Ontology annotation, molecular function: protein binding. Lineage: Eukaryota; Fungi; Ascomycota; Eurotiomycetes; Eurotiales; Aspergillaceae. Bases 1 to 4329 code for a protein of 1442 amino acids.